AUGGAGAAGAGGUCUGGCGACGACAGUGCAGAACGAUGGCCCGAGCCAGCGGCCUUUGAUGGCCAGCACAGGAGACCUUCACCGGCACCCGUGUCGGCGUUCAAGUCACUGGGAUGGCUCGACCGUUUCCUAGCCAUCUGGAUAUUUUUGGCCAUGGUCGUCGGAAUUCUGCUCGGAAACUUCGUGCCUGACGUUGACGACGUACUAGAGCAGGGGAAGUUCGUUGGCGUGUCCGUCCCCAUAGCCGUUGGACUGUUGGUCAUGAUGUAUCCAAUUCUAUGCAAGGUCCGGUACGAAUCACUACUCACCAUAUUCGCGGACCGAGGCAUUUGGCGCCAAAUUGGCUUCAGCAUUAUCGUAAACUGGGUUGUGGCUCCCUUUUUCAUGCUGGCCCUGUCCUGGGCAUUCCUCCCAGACAAGAGCGAGCUUCGCUCAGGGUUGAUACUUGUCGGCCUUGGACGCUGCAUUGCCAUGGUCCUCGUGUGGACACAGCUUGCCGGUGGCGACUCGGAGUACUGUGCCAUCUUGGUGGCUAUCAAUUCUGUGAUGCAGAUGGUCCUCUUCGCGCCCAUGGCUGUCUUUUUCAUCCGCAUUAUCGGGCACGAUACAACCGGUGUGAGCAUAUCAUACGCAGUUGUGGCUGUCAGUGUAGCCGUGUUUUUGGGCAUACCACUUGGAGCAGCCAUAGUGACCCGCGUGGUGCUGCGCACGUUGGCCGGCCCAGAGUGGUACGAGCGGGUGUUUUUGCGGUUCGCCUCGCCGUGGUCACUCAUUGGACUGCUGUAUACCAUCCUGGUGCUGUUUGCCUCGCAAGGUCACGCGGUUGUGCACCAGGUAGUCAGUGUGCUGCGUAUAGCGGCGCCGCUGAUUGUGUAUUUUGUGGUGAUCUUCUCAAUGACACUGUGGGUCACGUACCGCCUUGGCUUUGGCUAUGCGCUGGCGACGACGCAGAGCUUCACGGCUGCCAGCAACAACUUUGAGCUGGCCAUAGCCGUCGCCGUCGCCACCUUCGGUCCGAGAAGUGACCAAGCUCUCGCAGCGACGGUAGGCCCGCUUGUAGAGGUGCCAGUUUUGCUGGGUCUGGUGUACUUGGUGCGCUGGGCGGCUAAACGCUGGAGUUGGAAACAGUAA
This is a messenger RNA of Sporothrix schenckii 1099-18, 1131 nucleotides long. Its product is annotated as arsenite transporter, ACR3 family. Gene Ontology annotation, cellular component: plasma membrane. Gene Ontology annotation, molecular function: antiporter activity; antimonite transmembrane transporter activity; arsenite transmembrane transporter activity. Bases 1 to 1131 code for a protein of 376 amino acids. The transcript is spliced from 3 exons. Gene Ontology annotation, biological process: antimonite transmembrane transport; arsenite transport. NCBI's taxonomy places the organism in Eukaryota, Fungi, Ascomycota, Sordariomycetes, Ophiostomatales, Ophiostomataceae. The record is from RefSeq and is a predicted model, not a curated record.